GCUUGAUUCAAUCAACUUCUUCAUCUCGUGCGGUGUGAAAUUCAAAAAAAAAAAAAAAAUAAUCAAAAAUGACAUCCAUCAAGUUGUUCGUCCUUGUUGUGUUUGUUUUGGGAUGUGCUAAUGCUCAAUUUGGUUUACCAGAUCUUAAAUCAGUUGUGCAGCCAUUUGCUAAACAACUUCUUGAUGUUAUGGUCCCGAAAAUUUUACUUUUGGAAUACAAAAAUGUGCCUACAGAAGAAGGAUAUCGUUUUAACUACAAAACAUCAGAUGGCUCCUACCGCGAAGAAGUUGGUAUGCUCAUGAAUCCAGGUACCGAACAAGAGGAACUUGUCGUCAUGGGAGCAUACAGUUACACAGAUGGAGAUAUCGAAACAACUACCAUGUACACAGCUGACAAAAAUGGAUACAGACCAAGAGUAUCGCUGAAAAACCGUGGAGUAUCACCAAAGCUUCUUCAAUCAUUGUCUGGUUAAACCUAAGUUAUUUAUAAAAUUUAAUUGAUGUUAAUUUUUUACCGAGAAUAAAAGAAUUUUGUUAUAAAA
Molecule: messenger RNA, 542 nt
Organism: Episyrphus balteatus (marmalade hoverfly)
Lineage: Eukaryota; Metazoa; Arthropoda; Insecta; Diptera; Syrphidae
Product: larval cuticle protein LCP-17-like
Exons: 3
Coding region: 69-473 (134 amino acids)
Cellular component (GO): chitin-based extracellular matrix
Molecular function (GO): structural constituent of chitin-based larval cuticle
Source: RefSeq, a predicted model, not a curated record